AAGAUGCAGCCUAGCAGGCUCAUUUAAUGGAUUACUACCUGGCUAAAAUAGCUGAUCGAACAUUAGCUACGUUUUCUCUCUUCCUGAAAACAUGCACCUAUGGCAGAGCAACUGUGGAGCCGUGCUUCACACCGUCCGUCACAGCAGGCAACGCUGAGGAGGCAAUGCGGAAGGCAGGCACUCCGCAUGCCAAGUCCAGCAACGACAUGGAAAAUCAUGUCUUUGUCAAGGCCAAGUCCAGAGAUGAAUAUCUGUCCCUGGUAGCAAGGCUGAUCAUACACUUCAGAGACAUUCACAAGAAGGCACAAGGAGGCCCAGAUCCCAUGAACGCCCUGCAGAACCUGACUGGAGUGGGCACUGGCGGCCCUGGAGGGAUGGUCAUCGGUCCCCGCCCUCCGGGUGCCCAGAUGGGGAACAUGGGGGGCCUGGGGCAGAUGCAGAUGGCCCAGCAUGGCAUGCAGGGUGUCCCUUCCAACCCCCAGUCCAUUCCAGCACCGCCCAUCCAGAUGCAGCCAAUUGGGCAGCAACACCAGCAGCAGUUCCAGCAGUACCAGGCGCAGCAACAGCAGAACGCCUUGCAGCAGCAACAGAACGCCUUGCAGCAGCAACAACAGACCGCCUUGCAGCAGACGACCAUGCAGCAACAGCAGACUGCCAUGCAGCAGCACAUCCAAGCGCAGCAACAGCAGCAGCAGCAGCAGCAACUACUGCAGCUCCAGCAGCAGCUACAGCAGCAGCAACAGCAACAGCAGGCACAGAACCAGCAGCAGCAACAGCAGAAUCCACAGCAGCUGCGGAUCCAGCAGCAACAGCAGUUUGUGCAGCUGCAGCAGCAGCAGGCGCAGAUCCAGCAGCAGCAGCAGCAGCAGCAGACACAGGCUCAGGCCCAGGCACAGGCUCAGGCCCAGGCCCAGGCCCAGGCCCAAGCACAGGCCCAGGCUCAGGCCCAAGCGCAGGCCCAAGCGCAGGCCCAGGCUCAGGCUCAGGCCCAAGCGCAGGCUCAAGCACAGGCCCAAGCGCAGGCUCUGCAGCAGCUGCAGUCGCAGCACCAGGCCCAGGCGCAGCAAUCGGUGCAGCACAUGGUGACGCAGGCGCAGGGACCCCAGCCCCCCUCCGGGCAGCUGCCCCCACACUCCCAGCAGCAGGCCAUGACGCCCCAGUCUCUGGCCGGCCAGAUGGCCACCCAGCACAUGAGCAGCCUGGGCCCUCAGCACCAACAGCAGCUGAAGGCCAUACAGCAGGCUCGGGCCAUUCAGCAGCAGCAGCAGGCGGCGCAGCAGCAGGCAGCCGCUCAGGCCCAGCUCACCGCAGCCGGACCCGCGCAGAUGAUGAUGGCCCGAUCUGGAAUGCCCCGGCUUCCGCGAGUCAACCCAGCCUCUGCCAUUCCACCCAACUCUGCUCCUAUGGGAGGCCAGCAAAUGCCACAGGUCCCACAACAUCAGAUGAUGUCAUCGCCCUCUCCGGUGCAGACCCCUCAGAUGCCCCCUCCUCCCCAGCCACAGCCCUCGCCCCAACCCCCCACCUCCCAGCCCAACUCAGUCAGCUCCGGUCCCACCCCUUCCCCCGGCGGGUUCCAGCCGAGCCCCUCACCCCAGCCAUCCCAAAGUCCUGCGACAGCCCGCACCCCCCAGAACUACGGGGUGCCCUCUCCCGGCCCCCUCAACACCCCAGGAAACCCCAACUCGGUGAUGAGCCCAGCAGGAGCAUCUCAGACAGAAGAGCAGCAGUACCUGGAGAAGCUCAAACAGCUGUCAAAGUACAUCGAACCCCUGCGAAGGAUGAUCAACAAGAUUGACAAUAAUGAAGAUCGCAAGACGGACUUGAGCAAGAUGAAGAGUUUAUUAGAUAUCCUGACAGACCCUUCCAAACGGUGUCCCUUGAAGACCUUGCAGAAGUGCGAAAUCGCCUUGGAGAAACUGAAGAACGACAUGGCCGUGCCAACACCACCCCCACCUCCCGUGCCCAGCACCAAACAGCAGUACCUGUGCCAGCCACUGCUGGAAGCGGUCAUGGCAAACAUCCGCUCGCCUGUGUUCAACCACUCCCUGUACCGCACUUUCGCCCCGGCCAUGACCGCCAUCCACGGUCCACCGAUCGCGGGGCCUGUGAUCGCUGCCCGAAAACGGAAACACGAGGACGACGACAGGCAGACCAUCCCCAACAUCCUCCAGGGAGAAGUGGCCCGCCUCAACUCCAAGUUCCUGGUGAACCUGGACCCCUCACACUGCAGCAACAAUGGGACAGUGCACCUCAUCUGCAAACUGGAUGAUAAAAACCUGCCCAGCGUCCCACCCCUGCAGCUCAGUAUUCCCGCAGAUUACCCCGAGCAGAGCCCCCAGUGGGCGGACCACGCCCAGCAGUAUGGUGCGAACCCGUUCUUGCAGAUGGUCCACAGAAACAUGACCUCAAAGCUCCUGCAGCUUCCUGAUAAGCACUCGGUGACAGCGUUGCUCAACACCUGGGCCCAGAGCGUAAGGCAGGCGUGCCUGUCUGCAGCGUAGCGCCCCCCUACAGGAACACCCUGCACUGCAGCCUGCCUUCUCCACUGUUGUGCUGGGCUAUGAACUCCUCGCUCUGGCUGGCAAUUAAAUAUCCCUCCCCAACUUCCCACCCAUCUGUAGGAAACUGUGCUGAAAAGAAUGUAUUCUCCUUAAUUGUAUACUUUUGCCAUGUAAACCUUUUUUAAGUGCAUAUAUAAUCCGAAUUUUCCUGGGUAGCCGACAAUAAAUAUUUUGCUGUUCAGAUAAAAA
This is a messenger RNA of Conger conger (European conger), 2750 nucleotides long. It is a transcript of the gene med15, whose product is annotated as mediator complex subunit 15. Bases 27 to 2501 code for a protein of 824 amino acids. Gene Ontology annotation, biological process: regulation of DNA-templated transcription. Lineage: Eukaryota; Metazoa; Chordata; Actinopteri; Anguilliformes; Congridae. The record is from RefSeq and is a predicted model, not a curated record. Gene Ontology annotation, molecular function: transcription coregulator activity. The transcript is spliced from 18 exons.